AUGGACUCCUCCUGGGCCCCACAAUCGCCAGAUCUGAGUUCCUACCACUCUGCCGUCGCAGAAGAGCCCGUCCAUCCCCAGCACCAGGGCUACCGAGGAUCAGUCUCACACGCCAUCCCCCAAGACACCCCACCCCUGUCGAGUCCCUCUGCGCAGAACAAGUCCGUGCCACCAUACUCGUACGCGCCUUAUAUCGCGCCCAGAGAAGACCAGAUGCAAGAUGCAGACUAUGUGCCGGACGCGUCGCUCGCGCUUCAGAUGCAGAUGUCUGUGCCUGAGACAGGCAAUGGGUCCAGCGGCGGCACCAUGCUGCCGCCGAACGUCGACAGCAUUAACAUCAAGAACCAUUUUCCCGUCGCACGCAUAAAGCGCAUCAUGCAGGCUGACGAUGACGUCGGCAAAGUCGCCCAGGUCACUCCUGUAGUCGUCUCGAAAGCACUCGAACUCUUUAUGAUCUCCCUCGUCACCAAAGCCGCCGCCGAAGCCAAGCAGCGCAACUCGAAACGCGUCGGCGCCGUCCACCUCAAGCAAGCUAUCAACAAGAACGAGCAAUUCGACUUCCUUAACGACAUUGUGUCCAAGGUUGCUGACGCGCCGGAGAAGAGUGAAUCUGACGCCAUGGACGAAGGCAAGAAGAAGAAGGUGCAGCGUGGCAGGAGGAAGAAGGCCGAUGAUGAUGACGACAUUUGA
This is a messenger RNA of Didymella exigua CBS 183.55, 690 nucleotides long. Its product is annotated as histone-fold-containing protein. Gene Ontology annotation, cellular component: nucleus; negative cofactor 2 complex. The transcript has 2 exons. Gene Ontology annotation, molecular function: RNA polymerase II general transcription initiation factor activity; transcription corepressor activity; protein heterodimerization activity. NCBI's taxonomy places the organism in Eukaryota, Fungi, Ascomycota, Dothideomycetes, Pleosporales, Didymellaceae. The record is from RefSeq and is a predicted model, not a curated record. Bases 1 to 690 code for a protein of 229 amino acids. Gene Ontology annotation, biological process: positive regulation of transcription by RNA polymerase II; transcription by RNA polymerase II; negative regulation of transcription by RNA polymerase II.